AAUAGCAAACAGCUGAAAAUGUCUGGCAGAGGAAAAGGCGGUAAAGGUCUCGGAAAAGGAGGCGCCAAGCGUCACCGUAAAGUCCUCCGUGAUAACAUCCAAGGUAUUACUAAGCCCGCCAUCCGUCGUCUGGCCCGUCGCGGCGGAGUCAAGCGUAUCUCCGGUCUCAUCUACGAGGAGACUCGCGGUGUACUAAAGGUCUUCCUGGAGAACGUUAUCCGUGAUGCCGUCACCUACACUGAGCAUGCCAAGAGGAAGACUGUGACCGCCAUGGAUGUGGUUUACGCUCUGAAGAGACAAGGGCGCACUUUGUAUGGUUUUGGCGGUUAA
Messenger RNA from Nerophis lumbriciformis (worm pipefish), 330 nucleotides. NCBI's taxonomy places the organism in Eukaryota, Metazoa, Chordata, Actinopteri, Syngnathiformes, Syngnathidae. The record is from RefSeq and is a predicted model, not a curated record.